Messenger RNA from Dimorphilus gyrociliatus, 1969 nucleotides. NCBI's taxonomy places the organism in Eukaryota, Metazoa, Annelida, Polychaeta, Dinophilidae. The record is from the annotation of a GenBank genome assembly.
AUUGUAUAUAUUUCCAUUUCCGGUAGAACUCUAAAUGACAGUUUAAAAGUGUAUUAACAUAGAUACAACUUACAAUUUACAGAUAUUGAUUGUCCAGAAGAUUUCCGUAUAUUGAUAUACAAUGGAGAAUAUAAGAAUGUUUCGAAACGCCAAUUUUGAUCCAAAUUCUCAAGAAAGAAAGAGCUCUCUUCCGGGAUCAGAUAUUCAAGAAUCAUUUCUUAAAAACUCCCUUUUUAAUUCGUUACCAAGCAAAGAACAUAGGUUUCAAAGAAGGGUGAAAGGAUUGAGACACAGACACACUAAUGAAAAUUUUAGAUCAAAUCUUCCAAGAACAAAAACUAUAAAAAGUGAAAGUCACUCUAGUAGAGGGGAAAGACAAAGGGAUCUAAGAAGUUUCACAGUGCCUGAAAAUGCAGAUCACGCGCAACAAAGGCAAAUUCGCCGUUAUAGACUACAAGCCACAAACUAUAUAACAGAGAUCAGACGCUUACUCUGGGGAGAUACUCUCAGAACAAUUGAGGGUCGAUUUGGAACGUCAGUUUCAUCAUACUUCGAAUUUCUUAUUUGGUUGUUUCAAUUGAAUUUUGUCAUUUUUAUACUGGUUUUCAGUAUAAUUCUAUUACCUCAUAUCUUUUAUAAGCCAAAAAGUUUUGAGACUUCUGUUAUUAACAGCACCAGGAUCAAUAAUAUCUAUGUGAAUGAAUCUAUAAAAUGUAGCAAAAGAUAUGGAACUUAUUUGUCAGAUACAUUCAGAAAUGCAACGGCAUUUCAGAAAAUCUUGGGUCUCUUUAUAGGAACAUUAUGGUUAGAGAAUACAGAAAUGUUUUACGGACGCUACUAUAACAAAAUGGUGAUCGAAACUAAUAAUCUGUAUUACAACAUGCCUGUUGCAUAUGUUUUAACAGUAGUUUUUUGCCUUCUUAUUAGUUUAUUUUUUGUGGUGAGGCAAACAGCACAUGGUGUGAAAGAAAAAAUGCUUCAAUCAGGAGAUAAUUAUUAUACAGCAUCAGCAAUGAUCUUUACGAGCUGGGAUUAUUCAUUGAUUCACACAAAGAAUGCUCUAUUGAAAAAAGAUUUAAUAAAGAAUCAAAUCACAGGAUAUAUUUCUGAUAGAAGGAGAAAAGUACGUUUUGAGAAAAUGAAAUCAAGUGAAAAAUUCAAAUUAAACUUUAAAAGGAGUGUCUUCUUACGAUUGGCAUCUGUGGGUGUGUUAGCUGUGUCUUUGGCUCAACAAGUCAAGUGUGAAAAUGAAGGCGAUAUAACCUGUGGAAUAUGUAAGAAAUUAAAAAAUUCUCAAUGCUGGGAAACUUACGUUGGUCAACAAUUGUAUAAAUUAAUCAUAACUCAUUUCUUUGUUGGAAUAUUUGAGUUCAUCCUUUCUUUUAUCCGAAGAGUUAUCGUCAUGCACCAUUGGAAAUGUGCAAGAUCUUCAGACCAAGAUGAAAAUGGGUCGUCUUCAAACAAUGGGCAGUGUUUUCUUACUAGGUCAAUAGGUCUUGAAGAGUUUAGAGUUCCUGUACGAGUUCUUGACUUGAUUUAUCUCCAAACUCUUUGUUGGAUUGGAUUAUUUUUCAGUCCAUUGAUAGCAGCUGCAACUGUUUUGGAACUUAUAUUAUUCUAUUUUCUAUUGAAAAUAUCGUUAAUGAGAAAUUGCGAACCUUCAAAGACUACUUACAGGACCUCUUCAACUAAAGGAUUUUUCAUGGGUGUCCUUCUCAUAUCAUUUUUUGGAUGUGUGGCAGUAAUUGCCUUUGCCCUUGGAAGAAUAAAGCCUUCGCAAACUUGUGGACCAUUUAGAAUUUAUUCAUCAAAUGAUUUCCACUUUUGGACUGUAAUACCUAAUAUGAUAAGCACUUGGCCUAAGGGAACUAUUUAUAUUCUAUCAGAGGGCAAUGACAGCAGGUCAGAGGAAAAGGAUCAAAGUUUUGAAGUUUCAAUUAGUCACGAUGAUAGUUGUUUAGGUGAUUAG